ACGUUUCAGUUUGCAACGCCCCAAACUACAGAAGGAAGGCACACACACACCCACAAACACACACACUAGCUGUUGCUGUCUACACCCAGCAAAAGGAAUCAGCGGCUUUAUUAUUUUUUUAUUUUUACGCGGCACCGAGGCCGAGACUGGAGUUACCCCAGCGCACAGGAACCUCAGCACCAGGCCGCCGAGCUCUGCGUGUGUGUCAGUGUGUUUUAGCGCAGCGUGUCGGUGGUCUAACAAAGGCAGGCUGAGCUGGGGCCGUGAUUUCCUUCUCCCCGCGGCCAUGCGCGGAGCUCGGAUCUUCGUGGAAGAAUGCGCCGCCUUCUCCCGGCGUUAGCUCAGCCUCGGCUCCAUGGCCAACAGUAACAACAUGCUCCUGGCCUCUGCCGUGGUGGUGUGGGAAUGGCUGAACGAACACGGCCGGUGGCGGCCCUACAGCCCCGCCGUCUCCCACCAGAUAGAGGCGGCCAUCCGGAGCAGCGACCCCCGCGGAGGGAGCGUGGUGCUCGGCCAGGUGGACAGCCGGCUCUCGCCCUACAUCAUAGAUCUCCAGUCCAUGCACCAGUUCAGACAGGACACAGGAACCAUCCGUCCGGUACGGAGGAGUUUUUAUGAUCCAGCCUCGGGCCCGGGUCAAGGUUGGCAGUGGGAGUGGGAAAACGACGCAGGCACAUGGACGCCGUAUGACAUGGAGGUGGCCAUCGCCAUCGAGAGCGCCCACAGUCGUCAGCAGCCCUGCCUCGACCUGACGCCGCUCGGCUUCUGCUACCUCAUUGAUUUUCAGAACAUGACGCAGGUGAACAGACAGAGCCAGAGGUGUCGGAGGAUCCAGCGGCGUGCUGACAUGGCUUACCCCAUAGUGUCCGGUCCGCUCCCUGUACCUAAAGGAGGAGGUGUAGGCGCGAGCGGAGGCCUGACUGGGGCCUUGCUGGGCGUUGGGGUGUCAGGAGCCAGCAUGGGGGUCGGAAGCUCUGUCUACCCUAAUGGAGGAUUGCCAGCCACAGCAUUAGGCCAGCCUUGUUCUUGCCAGCAGUGCAUGCUGGUCCUCAGUGUGAAGGCCAAUACAGGAGGAGGAAUACAGACUCUGGGAAGACGAUCUUUAACCAUGCAGCGACCCAAGAACUCAGCGCCACCCCCCUCUAAAUCACUAAGUCCAUCGAAAUCAGCCACCCUGGGACGGGGACAGCAGCAGAACGCCAACUCCAGCUACUAUCAGACGCUGCCGCACGGCCUCGCCAUCUCCAAGAACACCGCCUCCCAGAGGGUGAACGCCCAGCUCUUCGCUCAGUCUCUCGCCGCCCUCACCGCUGGCACCUCCUCCAUGAGGAUCUCCGUGUCUUCCAGCAGGCCGCCUCCGCCGUCGCUCCCGCCACCUCAGCCCCCCACAUCCAACCCGAACCCGCCGUCCGUUCCACCCAAGCAUUCCUCAUCUUCAGCCAGCGACUCGGUGCCAACCGCCACUCUGAUCACCCCUGCCAGCAGCGUAACCACGCCUCCUUCUCCUGUGCCAACUCCAUCACCGGUGGUGAUGAAGCCGCAGCGGUCAGCAUCAUCCGCAGCGACAGUGUGCCACGCGCCUUUACCACAGCGAUCAAGCUUAGCCGGCCUGAGCAGACCGGCGUUGCAGAGGAUUGCCAUGGCUCAGUCCAGAGCGCUCAUAGCUUCAGGCGUGCCCACCGUCCCGGUGAAGAACCUCAACGGAUCCAGUCCUGUUCACCCUGCACUGGCCGGGAUCACGGGAAUCCUGAUGAGUGCUGCCGCUCUGCCCGUGUGUUUGACCAGGCCUCCGAAGCUCGUGCUUCACCCUCCGCCUGUUAGCAAGAGCGACGUCAAGCCGGUGCCUGGCUUCGGCCACUGCUGCAGGAAGACCACCAAGAAACAGGCUCGCAAAGGUAAAACUCCAGAGGAGGUGGUGAAGAAGUACCUGCAAAAAGUAAAAAGUCCACCAGAGGAGGACUGCACCAUCUGCAUGGAGCCACUGGGGGGCCCGUCUGGAUACAAGGGUCCAGGGGUGGGGCCUGUGUCCAGGGCGGAGUCAGUUGGACGGCUGGCACAGUGCGGGCACCAGUACCACUUCCAGUGUCUGGUGGCCAUGUAUAAUAACGGCAACAAGGACGGCAGUCUCCAGUGUCCCACCUGUAAAACCAUCUACGGCGUGAAGACUGGAAACCAGCCGGCAGGGAAGAUGGAAUACCAUGUCAUCCCACACUCUUUACCGGGCCACCCCGACUGCAAAACCAUACGCAUCAUCUACAACAUCCCACCAGGCAUUCAGGGACCAGAGCACCCGAAUCCAGGGAAGCCCUUCACUGCCAGAGGCUUUCCCCGACACUGCUACCUCCCAGACAGCGAGAAAGGACGCAAGGUACUCAGACUGCUCCUGGUAGCGUGGGACCGCAGGUUGAUCUUCUCAGUGGGUACUUCAAGCACUACAGGAGAGUCGGACACCGUCAUCUGGAACGAGGUCCAUCAUAAGACGGAGUUCGGCUCCAACCUGACGGGCCACGGCUUCCCCGACCCCGGACACCUCGACAACGUCCUGGAAGAGCUGCGAGCUCAGGGCAUCACGGAGGACGACGCACUGAUGGAGAAGUGAGAGGGCAACGCGAGAGGAGGAGACGGAGGGUGGAAGGGAAGAGGAGGCGGCUGAACCAUGAAAAUAAUAGGAGGAGGAGGAGGAGACAGAAUCUCUCUGCCAGCAGUUAGCAGGGGGCGCAGGGCGAUUUGGGGUAACGGGGGAUGCUGAAUUUGUUUAGUCACAUCAACCGCAGUGAGUGGAAGUUUGAAGAAGCAGCAGCAGCUCUAGAAAAGCCAGAGUGACGAGGAGGAAGAGGUGGAUUUAGGUACUAAACGACAGCGGUCAGAGUGAAUCCGUACUAAUAAUAAAAAUAAGUUUACUUUACUGGGAAAGAGUCAAAAAAGAAGGAAAAAAAGUUAGAGCAGUUCAAUAAAAACUGGGAGAGGAAGGACAAAGAGAGGAAGACUACGGAGCAGCUUGGGGCUGUAAGGACAGAGGGAGGAGGGGCAGCAGGAAGAACGAGGGAUGGUGCACGGACGUAGCGUAGGAUAGGAGUAGAGUAACACUAACUUUUCGGAGAGGAGGAGAGGCUGAGUGCUGCCUUUGUUCAAACCACCUGCUCGCCUGCGGUUGAAGUGCAGUGCUGCGGCGCCCCCUGGCGGAUUUUCUUUUGAACUACAUGUCAGUCUGCAGGCUGAGUUAUCCACUUUAUUUCCUCAUUGUUACUAUAGUCCUCCUCAUUUAGUUAUUCCAUAUUUUACCUCUUAACCUGAUGGUUUUACACGAGCUCAGCUCUGUGUGAUCAUGUGUGUGUGAAAUGACUAAAGACCAAACCGACCCCCGCUCACCUGCUGGGCGCCUUCGGAGUCUUACUAUCGAGCCACUGUGGUACGAGUUAACCUUAGACACAGGUACCAUUUUCUUUAUUUCAUUCUUUUGUUCCUGACAGAUCAGAGUUUCACUGGAUGCAGUUUUUCUCUCUAUGAAGCGUUUCAUUAGAGCUGUGAUGAACGUCUCGGGUAGCGGUUAAAGAGGAGGGAGACACGAGCGUGAGGAUGGGAUCAGAUUGGGCAGGAGGUCUGAAGGUCAGGAGAUCUGCUGAGUGACAAAAAAGGGCUGUUGCACGCUUUUUUUAAAAGCAAAACAAUAAAAACAAUAUCAAAUUUAUGGUGUUGUAGGGCUUCGUUAUCUCUGGGCUUUGGCCAGCAGUGACCUCCUUCUCACACUAGACCUGUUUGCAGCUGAGCAUGAAGCAGACAGAUGAGAAUUAGUACCUUCAAAAACAGGCUAAUCUGAGGGUGAAGGUUAAUCUGUAGAUCUGCCGGUCAAACGUUCCUGUGGCCCUGAGAUGCAGGUAGGGACCGAAGGGAUAAGAUUGAGGACACAAGGAGCAGAAAUGAAACUCCUCCACAAACGUAUCUGAGGAGCUCAUCAUGCAGAAGGAGCUCAGCUGAGGUGUUUUAGGCAGGUCCACAAAGGAAGAGGCCCUGGACACGCUCGAGAGAUUAUGCCUCUGAGCUGGUUCUAACGCUGUGGUGUUGGAGGAGGCUGCUGAUAGAAAACAGAUGGAAUCUCCUCAUCUCUGAAACAUCUGCAUUUAUAGAGUCUCCAGUCGAAUCUGAUUAAAAACUGCUUCAAAGGUUUGACCACUUAAAAGCUUUUUAGCCCACAAACAUUAAACAUUAUAAACAUCUCUGGCUCCUCCCAUGAGAACAGAAACCACACUAGGUCUUCAUCUUUGCUGCGCCCGCCCACCACCACACAGCUCAAACUGACUUCUGAUUGGCUCUUUGGGGGGGGGGUUCAAACGCUGUGAGAUGGGCCGGAAUAAAUGGCAUUCUGGGGAACUGUAGAAAAACAUUGCAAAUUUCAUGGUUUAAAAUUUUCUUCUUCUUCGGGAAAUGUUCUCAAUAGCUGUCAAAUAAACAGCUAGUGAAAUGAUUCCGGAGUAUUAGGGCCGUCACAGCACCACUAUCCAGUUUAGGGCAGCCUCCUGAAAACAUCACCGUCAUCCGACACGACCACCGGCUUCUUCUACGCCCAUGGACGUUUGUGCUGGCCUUUAGCCACACCCACACUGUUAUCGUUUGAAAACCAAUCGUAAAUCCUUAACGGACCAAUCAGCACACAUUAGCACCAGGAUUGAUUCAUUUGAGUACAUCUCUUCCUAGGAUUCAUUUAAGAAAGCGUGCUCCCACCCUGUCUCUCCACUUGUCUCCACGACUGAAAACAUUUUGCCCAGUCUCUGAGUUGGGUCUCUAAAUGACCUCUUAUCUCGACGUCUGUGUACUGUGUAUGCCACAAACAUUCUCCCGUUUUAAGCUUUUAUUUUGGUGAAUACGACAAUGGUACUUCCUUCACUUCUUUAUUACAUUUUUUUUAAUGGUAUUUAGGUACACCUUUGCUUUUUAAUAGCAUAUUUCUUGACACUAUUAUAGAUUAAAUUGCCUUUUCAUUCUUUUGUACAUUUAUGUUGUAUUGAAUAUGCUCCUUUUUUUUUUGUUUUGAUUUUUUUUAUGUCAUAAUGUGUUUACAAAGACAGUAUUAUUAAAUAUAAUGUCUUUUUUCCUCCCCCCCUGUCAGUGUAAAGAAGCUGAUUUGCAUCAUCUUUUCUUUUGGAAAAGGAAUUUGAUGGUAGACUUUUAUCUGAGUGUGACAUGUAAUGAAUUUGAAUAGAGAGUCAGACACCUUGUACACUUGCUGUUCUGUGAGGUUUCUACAUAUCAGCUGUCCUGCUGCUGUUCUGCAGACAUUUGAAGGUUUCACAGCAGAUAUUUGUAGAUGGGAUCGUCCAGCCUUCGUUCAGCAGCAAAUAAAAUAUCUGAAAAUGUUAUUAAAAAAAUCACAACUUCCUCUUAUGUUGAUGCAGUUUCAGCUCUUUGGCUCAAACACUGCACAGCGACUGAGGAGAAUGCUGAUUUUGUAUGAUCAAUUAGGUCUUAAAUUGUCUUUUUAUUAAUAAAAGAAUGCUUUGAAACAAA
Molecule: messenger RNA, 5502 nt
Organism: Maylandia zebra (zebra mbuna)
Lineage: Eukaryota; Metazoa; Chordata; Actinopteri; Cichliformes; Cichlidae
Product: E3 ubiquitin-protein ligase DTX4
Biological process (GO): protein ubiquitination; Notch signaling pathway
Molecular function (GO): zinc ion binding
Source: RefSeq, a predicted model, not a curated record